This is a messenger RNA of Astyanax mexicanus (Mexican tetra), 13460 nucleotides long. It is a transcript of the gene slc12a5a, whose product is annotated as solute carrier family 12 member 5a. The coding region runs from base 258 to 3707 and encodes 1149 amino acids. Lineage: Eukaryota; Metazoa; Chordata; Actinopteri; Characiformes; Acestrorhamphidae. Gene Ontology annotation, biological process: chemical synaptic transmission; chloride ion homeostasis; cell volume homeostasis. The transcript has 26 exons. The record is from RefSeq and is a predicted model, not a curated record. Gene Ontology annotation, molecular function: potassium:chloride symporter activity. Gene Ontology annotation, cellular component: membrane.
GCGGACAAUACGCGCGCGCGUCUCAGAGCCGGGGGCGCGCGGGAGACGCACGGGAGGCGUUGUUCACACGCUGCUCUUAUCUCUGUUAUUCCUGACGAAUGAACGAAUGAGCAUCAUCAUCAUCUCCACACUGAUCUAAUCCAGCUGUUAAUCCAGCCACUGGCGGAGAGACCCCCGCUUUAGGCGGCUGCAGAACAUCUGCAUCACCGGCCAGAUUCCUCCACCGCCCGCGGAGCCGCGUGGCCCUGCCGGACACCAUGAGCCAGAGGUUCACGGUCACCGCCUUCUCCAAGAGCGACGGGGGCGCGGAGAUCCAGGGGGAGGUCAACCAGCUCUUCGAGGGGGACGAGCCCACCCCGAGCUGCGCGGACAAAGGAGGCGCAUCCAGCUGCUCCGAGGACGCGCUGAAAGGAGAUGGUAACCCCAAGGAGAGCAGUCCUUUCAUCAACAGCAGCGAUCCAGAGAAGAGCCAGCAGUAUGACGGCAAAAACAUGGCCCUGUUCGAGGAGGAGAUGGACACUAGCCCCAUGGUAUCGUCUCUGCUCAGCAGCCUCGCCAACUACUCCAACCUGCCACAGGGCAGCAAGGAGCACGAGGAGGCUGAGAACAACGAAGGAACCCGCAAGAAACCUGUACAGGCUCCGCGGAUGGGCACGCUGAUGGGAGUGUAUCUCCCUUGUCUGCAGAAUAUUCUCGGUGUGAUUCUAUUUCUGAGAAUGACCUGGAUGGUGGGCAUCGGAGGAGUCAUCGAGGCUUUCGUCAUCGUCCUCAUGUGCUGCUCCACGACCAUGUUGACUGCAAUCUCAAUGAGUGCCAUCGCCACCAACGGAGUAGUGCCAGCUGGAGGCUCCUACUACAUGAUCUCUCGCUCGCUUGGUCCUGAGUUCGGAGGUGCUGUGGGGAUUUGCUUUUACCUGGGGACCACCUACGCUGGAGCCAUGUACAUCCUGGGCUGUAUCGAAAUCUUACUGAUCUAUAUUGUGCCACAAGCCGCCAUCUUUAAGAUGGAGGGUUUGGAGGGCUCGGAGGCGGAGGCAGCCAUGUUGAAUAACAUGCGUGUGUAUGGAUCUCUAGUGCUGACCUUUAUGGCGAUAGUGGUGUUUGUGGGGGUGAGGUAUGUCAACAAGCUGGCGCUGGUGUUUCUGGCCUGCGUUAUCUCCUCCAUCCUGGCCGUCUACGCUGGGGUCAUCAAGACCGCCUUUGAGCCCCCCUUGUUCCCAGUGUGCACACUGGGAAACCGGACCUUGGUGUGGAAGGGCUUUGACGUGUGUGCCAAAGUGAUAGAGAGGGACAAUGCCACGGUCACGACCAAACUCUGGAGAAUGUUCUGCGACUCUGAGUUCCUCAACGCCACCUGCGACACCUACUUCUCCAACAACAACGUGACGGAGAUACAGGGCAUCCCUGGGGUCACCAGUGGUAUUCUUAAAGAGAACCUGUUCAGUACAUAUCUGGAAAAGGGGAUGUUUCUGGAGAAGAAGGGUCUUUCCACCUACCUGGAGCCAGAUGAGAUUCCCACUAACUCCAACCGCUAUGUACUGGCUGACAUCAGCACCUUCUUCACCAUGCUGGUUGGGAUUUAUUUCCCUUCUGUCACAGGUAUAAUGGCUGGCUCUAACCGCUCUGGUGAUCUGCGGGAUGCUCAGAAGUCCAUUCCCAUCGGUACCAUUUUGGCCAUUACCACUACCUCCUUCAUCUACAUGUCCAGCGUGGUGCUGUUUGGCGCCUGCAUUGAGGGAACAGUGCUGAGGGAUAAGUUUGGUGAGGCUGUGAGGGGGAAUCUUGUGAUAGGAACGUUAGCGUGGCCGUCGCCGUGGGUCAUCGUGUUCGGCUCCUUCUUCUCCACCUGUGGAGCCGGACUUCAGAGUCUGACGGGUGCUCCACGUCUUCUGCAGGCCAUAGCCAGGGACGGAAUAGUGCCGUUCCUGAGAGUAUUCGGUCAUGGCAAAGCCAACGGGGAGCCCACCUGGGCUUUACUUCUGACGGCCGUUAUCUGUGAGAGUGGAAUCCUCAUUGCCUCUCUGGACUCAGUGGCACCAAUCCUCUCAAUGUUCUUCUUGAUGUGCUACAUGUUUGUGAACCUGGCAUGUGCCUUACAGACUCUACUGAGGACCCCCAACUGGAGACCCCGCUUCAAGUUCUACCACUGGGCUUUGUCGUUCCUAGGCAUGAGCCUGUGUCUCUCGCUCAUGUUCAUCUGCUCCUGGUACUACGCCAUCGUUGCCAUGGCGAUCGCCAGCUGUAUCUACAAGUAUAUCGAGUUUCGGGGGGCGGAGAAGGAGUGGGGUGACGGGAUCCGGGGGCUGUCUUUGAGCGCGGCACGUUUUGCCCUCAUGAGGCUGGAGGAGGGGCCGCCUCACACCAAGAACUGGAGGCCCCAGAUUUUGGUGCUGGUCAAUGUGGACGCAGAGCAGAAUGUUGAGCAGCCUCGUCUGCUCUCUCUGACCAAUCAGCUGAAGGCAGGGAAAGGUCUGACCAUAGUGGGAACAGCACUGGCUGGAACCUUCCUGGAAAAUCACCCUCAAGCCCAACAAGCAGAACAGUCCUUGAAGAAGAUAAUGGAGACAGAGAAGGUGAAGGGAUUCUGCCAGGUGGUGGUCUCCUCCAACAUCCGUGAUGCCACCUCUCACCUGGUCCAGGCCAGCGGGCUGGGCGGCCUGCAGCACAACACUGUGCUGGUCAGCUGGCCCCGCAACUGGAAGCAGGCUGAGGACCACCAGCUCUGGAGGAACUUCAUUGAACUGGUGAGAGAGACCACUGCCGCAAGCAAGGCCCUGCUCGUGCCCAAGAACAUCGCUGCCUUCCCAUCUAAUGGCGAGCGCUUUACUGAGGGUCAUAUCGAUGUGUGGUGGAUUGUCCAUGAUGGAGGCAUGCUCAUGCUCCUGCCAUUCCUCCUGCGCCAAAACAAGGUGUGGAGGAAGUGCAAGAUGCGCAUCUUCACUGUGGCCCAGAUGGACGAUAACUCUAUUCAGAUGAAGAAGGACCUGACCACCUUCCUUUACCAUCUACGUAUAGAUGCCCAGGUGGAGGUGGUGGAGAUGCAAGACAGUGAUAUCUCAGCCUACACCUAUGAGAAGACUCUAGUGAUGGAGCAGCGCUCUCAGAUCCUCAAACAGAUCAACCUCACUAAGACCGAGCGCGAGCGUGAGAUCCAGAGCAUUACUGAUAGUUCCCGUGGCUCGAUUCGUCGGAAGAACCCAGCAGCAGUCAACACCCAGCUGAGUGUAACUGAAGAACCAGCGGCCAGCAGCAAAGAGGAGAAACCAGAGGAGGAGGAACAGCUCAUCCACGACAAGAGCACCAAUCCUCCCACCCCCGCCACCCCCCAGUCCCCGGCCGCCGAGGCCGAGACCCCCAGCACUGUCGUCCAGAUGACCUGGACCGAGGCCAAGUGUGACGGAGAGCAGGCCAAGCCUCUUGGAGCCACCACACCUGAGGCCAUCAAGGAUCUCUUCAACAUGAAGCCAGAGUGGGAGAAUCUAAACCAGUUCAACGUUAGGCGCAUGCACACUGCUCUCAGACUCAAUAGUGAAAUUGUGAAGAAAUCCCAGGAAGCCAAGUUAGUCCUGCUCAACAUGCCCGGACCACCCAAGAACAGGACUGGUGACGAGAACUACAUGGAGUUCCUUGAAGUCCUAACCGAGGGUCUCAAUCGGGUCCUCCUCGUGCGUGGAGGAGGUCGUGAGGUCAUCACCAUCUACUCUUGAAAGACCAGCCUGCAUCACUUCAUCCCAUUCCCUCAUUCCCCAACCUGCAGAAUCCCUACAAACGUCACAUUCUCACACACCCGGCCCAAAACUCCCAAAAAACUCCCAAAAACUCCCCUGCCAUUCCCAAGCAAUAUCCCAGAAGCCCCUGCCCUCGCCCCAAAACCCACUCCAUGCCGGAGACACAAGUCCACAAGUCCACAAGUACACAAGUUCUUUACGACCCCUCACCUUCUUCGUCCUGCCCUCAGACAAGAAGUCCUAUUUUACCAAUCCGGUAGUGAACUCCAUCAUUUGCUGCCCAACGUUCCCAAUGUCCUCCUAACCGUUCUGUAUCUGUGGUGAACUGGUUCCGCCGGCUGAGUUCAGUGCUACGUUCAUUCCGAAGGGCAAACUAUUGAUGUCAGUAAUGUAAGCAGCAUUAAGUAAUCUGCUGCAUUCCGGAGGUUUUUAUCUAUCCCCACUUUCGUAGACCUGUAGACCAUCUGUAGACCAUCUGUAGACCAUCUAUAGACCAUCUAUAGACCAUCUGUAGACCAUCUGUAGACCAUCUAUAGACCAUCUGUAGACCAUCUGUAGACCAUCUGAUGGCCAUCUGUAGACCGCUCUUCUCAUCCAGUCUCAUCUGGAUGCGUUUGAAGGUUGCUGAAACAAGACAGUCGGGUUACAAUACAGUCUGUUUUGUGUUUUUUAUUUUCAUUUUUUUGUUAUUAGGACUAUUUUUUUAUUCUAUUGUAUUUCAUUUCUUCGAUUAUUUGUUUAAAAACUGAACUCGCCAGAAGAACAGUCGCCAGACACGCCGAGGAUCCCCAAGUCAUCGAGUUGCAUCGCUGUGUGAGUGAUGGAGCGACGAGUUCUCAGACAGACAGACUCUUGACAGAUGAACUGACCAAGAUGGUGGCGCGACGUUUCUGCCACGGAAUGGACCGACCUCCCAGCAGCUUUGUCUGUUGCGAGCGGGACUGGCGACCACGAGGGGAGACGCUUGGUCUCGCCGUCCAGUUGACACGCUUGGAGGAAGCCGUAGCAAAAACCGUCAGGAUUCCUCGAUCGCACUGGGAAAUGAGUUUUUGCGUUCUGUUUUCUUGGCAGAGUUCUGUCAUUUUAUUUGUGUUUGUGUGCAUGUCUCAUCGUCACCCUCCGUACUCACUCGCCUCAUCUCAUCUUUUUUCGUGUCUCCCGGUCAGAAGUGGCUAGCUAUUCCCUGCCAACUACGACAUGUGCCAAAAAAAAAAAAAAAACGAGAGUGGGAAGAUCUGUGACACGCUGUCCGAUUGCCAGGCAGCGAAAGACGAAGCUGCGUAUAUCUGCGGUAAUAAUGGCGGCGUAAUUAGAGAAGAACCGAUUAAAAAAAGGGGCUGAGAGAAAAGAGAAAAGGAUUCAAUUCAAGCGUAGGCCGUUGGAUUAGUGUAAAUACAAUCUCUGUACAAUCUCUGAGGUAUUAAGAAGAAGUAUUCGUGUAGUGUUCUUCUCCUGAAUCCUGAAUUCACGAAGUAAGCCUCCUCCAGUUGAAGAAAUAUCCUUCAUUUUUUUGACAGGGUCGGCUUCAUUUUGAAUGGCUUUUGGCUUCUCGCUGGAAGUGAACCGAACCGCACUGUACUGUAGCCCCCUUCACGAGCACUCAACCUGCACUGGCAGCCACUGUGCAACAAGUGAUUUAAUGAAUCUGUGGAUUCAUUAAAUGUGUGAACUGUGUGUGUGUGUGUGUGUGUGUGUGUAAAAGUGUGUGCAUGCAUGUAUGUAUGUGUGUAAGUGUGUAAGUAAGUGUGAGUGUUCCAUCCGUGACAGAGAGAGAGAGAGAGAGAGAGCGUGGACGCUACCAUUGAUUUUUUUUUUUGCCUUUUUACAAAAGGGAGAGCAUAUAUAUACAGUAUAUGUUUGUUACAUUUACAGACAGAUCUAUUUAAAAUAUAUUUAACAGUAUGAUAUGCAUCAGUAUCUGUGUUGGGAAGCACCAAAACACCCUUAAAAAAAAAAAGAUCACACAACUCCAUCACGAUGUAGACGUUGCUUGUGCCACAUACUGUCUGUAUAAGCAAGUGGAAACCGUAAUCAGCAGCGGCAGAAGAGAAGAGGACUGAUUACACGGUUUUAAAGGUUUUUGGAGGUUUUAGAAAGAAGCGAUUUAUUAGUUGGAGGUUGAUUGAAUGUACUUAGGAAUUAUGGAGGGAGAGGAACCAGAGGAAGUAUUCAUCUUUAGGCUGUAGACAUUUGUCAGUCUGGCUUUAAAGCUCCAAAUUCCUUGGGAUAUCUAUUUUCCCAAUGCUUGAAAAUCCCAGCCGAGCAUUUUGAGGGGAAAAAAAGUGCAUUUUUGAAAGGACUGUGCAAUAGCUGAAAUGGAGAAAUCAUGUAACCACUGCAUUAUUUAUUUUUGUAUGCAUAUAUUUUAUACAUGUGGCUUUACAUCGCUUCAUUCUCACUGUAGAAGCUGUAGUCGUCUCAACUGCAGUUUAUAUAUUUAUAUAUUUUUUUCGUUUCUUUUCAGAGAAUCGAACUGUUACAGUCAGUUGCACUUAGAUUGCAGUAGAUUUAUUGUUAAUAUGUCAAAUUAAAUAUAUAUAAAUAUAUAUAAAUAUACAUUCAUAUAAAUAUAAAUAUAUAUAAAUAUAUAUACGUAUAUAAAUGAUUGGAGAAAUAUAGUUUAUAGACUACAGAUAUUACAGUAUUUUCAGUUUUAAAAUUACGAUUACGAAAACCUCUCAUAAGUUGUGAAUGCUGCUAGUGUACGAACAGACUGGUUUGUAUUGUGUGUCUGUACAUAGAACGAACAACAACAAAAAAAAGAAAAGACAUAUUUAAAGGUAUACAUAUCAGUGCUGGUGAUUUAUUGCAUCUAAGAUGUAGAGCAGAUUUGGUUUCUGCAACGUAAAAAAACCAAAAAAAAAAAGACUAAAACAGCGAUCAGCAUUUCCUCCGUCUGGAAUCCGAAGCUGAGCCGAUGAUCUGAAACGUCCGGGCAGCUUUCCGUGGUGUCGUUCCGCUGGUGACGUACAGAAUAUCGAACCAUGCAAUGCACAAGCGUACAAGGACAUGGCUGCUUUUUCGUCUGGUGUACGUUCUGAGCCGUCGCAUGCUUCACCAACACGCCGUUGCAGUCGUUCGCUUUUUUCGGUAAAGCCGCCGAGCCGCUACUAUAUGAGUAGACUUUUUCCGCUCAUGAUUCGCCUGCAUAGUCUGAGCCUUCUGAACACAUUUUUCCCCAAACAGGCAUCUCUGAGUUGGUCCGAAAAGACUGAGUUUUUCGGCCAAAAGUUUCGAAAUGAUUUUUGUUUUUGAUUCCUGUUUGCAUGGUCCGUGUAUGAAUAUUCGUUUCAAUGGUUUCUAUUGUGUGUUGUAUGUAGACGGUAGAGGCAAAGGAAGGUCCAGGCGUCUGAUGGAGCUUAUCUAGGCCAAGGGCAGCAUGUUUAUUACCACUGAUGUCUGCCAAACGUUUGUAGUUACACUACUAUUGUAUUUACUUAACUACUUAACUACUAAUGUUAUAGUUAUAAGAACAUAAAAAAAAAAACUUUUAACAACUUUUUGAAAAAGUUCCAGUAAGGUUAGCCUGUAACGUUGCAGACAUAACAUUUUAGGAACUUUCUGAAAACUUGUGACAUAAUAAAGGUUUGCAUCACAACGUUAUUAGAACGUUUCUCAUAUAAAAUUCUCACCUAGGUGAAUACUCAUGUUUUAAUUGAACGUGGGGAAAGUAACUUUCCCCGAAACUAAAAUUAAAAAGUUCAAACAAGCGGCGUUAAAAGAAUUUUUAAAAAACGAAAAAUUAAUCUGUUUAAAGAACACCCAGAAAACGUUUAAAGAACGUUUACAGAAAGAUUAUAGGUAACAUUGACCCAAAACUAAAAUAAAACCUUUUAAACAAGUGACAUUGCAGUGGCGUUAAAAGUUUUUGCAGUUUAAAGAACAUCCAGAAAACAUGAUAGAUUAAUGAACGUUUAAAGAAUGUUAACUGUAACAUUAUAGGUAACAUUUCCAAAACUAAAUUUUUUACAUAAAAAAGUGACAUUGCAGUGGCGUUAAAAGAAGGUUUUAAAACAAAAAAAGGAAUUCUUUUAAAGAACAUCCAGAAAACUUGAUAGAUCAAUGACUGUUUAAAGAAUGUUAACUGUAGCGUAAUAGGUAACAUUUCCAAAAAAAGAUUAUUUUUUUAGUUUUUAAACAUUCUUUUAACAUUGCAGUGAUGUUAAAAGAAUGUUUAAAAACUAAAAAAAUAAUCUUUUUGAAGAACAUCCAGAAAACUUGAUAGAUUAAUGAACGUUUAACGAAUGUUAACUGUAACAUUAUAGCCAACAUUCCCAAAACUAAAAUUAAAACAUAAAAAAGUGACGUUGCAGUGGCGUUAAAAGAAUGUUUAAAAAAUAAAAAUCUAUAGGUUUUAGGAACAUCCAGAAAACCUGAUUAAUGAACAUUUGAAGAACGUUAACUUUAAUGCAGUUACUGUCACAGCUAAUAACCAAAAAUUGUUAGCUGGGGGUAGACAACAGACUUGCUGUUCUUAUAUUUAUUGUAUCAUCAAGUUAAGAGGAGUCUACUCUAAUUGCGUUGGGAUAAUUGGAAAUUACUACAUUGGGAAUGAGAAAAAAUAAUUGUUCACAAUGGUGAUGAUAGAAACCAGAGGUCUGGAGCAUUUUAUGCAUUUAAUAAGACACAUUUAAAGCUAUUAUAUUGCAAUAUAUUACCUAAAAUGUGGAAAUUUUGGGAAUGUUUUAGCCUAUAACAUAUGUGUUAAUCUGUUUGUAUGGAAAAUGAUCCCAAAACAAGCUUAUUUAUUCAGAUUCAUCACUGUGCUAUCUAAAAUUUAAAUGAAAUGUUAAAAAUUAAAAGUGUACGUUUAGUCAACAAUAUGUAUAAGUACAAAUGAACCUUAAUUCAGCUCUUGUAGAGGGAUGUCAGAAUAGAAGAGAAGCAAUUUCUUUCUGUCCAGUAUAAAAGUAAAAUAUCAAAGGCUGCCAGCUCUCACUUACUGGUCACAAGAAUUACAAUUGCUUCUAAUCUCAAACUCUCACCUCUUGCCAUUUCUCAUGCAUUUUAAUGAACCCUUUUCCUUAUCUGAAAUGACCUCAGAAUGAGUUUGAUUACUGAUAAAGUUUCCUACAGCUGCUGCUCUGGAUCUUACUGAUUAAACACACUGUAACUGGUAAUGAAGGCCUUCUGAAUUCAUCUUUAAUUUGGGAAAAGGGAAAAAAGACAAUGAGAAGAAGAGAAAAUGGACGAGAGUAGACAGUAAAAUAGAUGACAGCAGUGAGUGAGGGUUUCAGUAGUGGUAUAGUGUGGUAACAGAGCUCAUAAAUACAGUAUUGGGGGUGAUGCUUCUGUUCCAAUAAUAUUAUAAGGCUUGUGUUGCAGCCACUUAUUGAUUCUAAUUAAUAAAAAGCUAUUAAACUAAACCCAAGAUGACUGAAUAACAUGCCCUAUUUACAUUGAGCUCAAACCAAUUUUGUGUGGUUUUCAAACAAAUCUUCUAGCUACAAUGAAACCGAAACUUCACGUGAAGCACUAUUCUUUUGUGCAAGCACGUCAAUUACACAGUGCAAACUGUUUAGACUGUUCAGACAAUAGUCAAGUGUGGGUCAUAUUAAAAAGUGAACAGCCUACAUGGCCAAUUAGGACUCCCCCUUUCACUAGUGAUGACCCAACACCAGGAGGGUGAAGACUAGCACACGCCUCCUCCGAUACAUGUAAAUUCAAGAGCCAUCGUCUCUUUUUAAACUGCUGCUGAUGCAGUAUUACCGAGUAGCAUCACAGCGCUAACGCUCAGAGGAAAGCACAACAACUCGGUUCUGAUACAUCAGCUCACAGAUGCAGCCUUGUGCUGAUCAACAUCACCCUAGGAGUGAUGAGGGGAAUCUACUGUACCCACCCAGAGAGAGAGAAAGGCCAAUUGUGCUCUCUCUGGGCUCCGGCAGCUGAUGGCAAACUACAUGAACAGGAUUUGAACCAGCGAUCUCCUGAUCAACUAGAUGUACAUGUAAAGCCCUUGGCCUAUAAAAGCAAUUAGAAGACUCUCCCAAUCAGUUAGUCAACAUGUCAACAGGUGCCGAAGCAACUCGCGACUAAAAACGUGAAUCGUAGGCGGACGUAGCCUAACAAAACCUUUGGACGCAAUUCUAUAGCUAGAAUUGGUUGCCUGUUGUGUUUUUUAAUAUUCAUAGGUCCAUGUGAAUUAGAUUAGCAGGACACUCGGUGUGGUACGAAUGGGUUUAAGGUGUCGUUUGGCUUUCGUAUAUAUAUAUAUUUAUGCUCUUGGCUCUUGGCUAGACUUUCAGUACACUCGUCCUUUGUUGUAUUGUGAGAAUGCUUUCGGUAAACGCGGAACAGUGGUCUUAGAUUGAAAUUUUGUUUUCUAUUUUGCGAAGGUUAUGUGCAAUAUUAACGAUUAGUUCUUGCGUUCUCUUGGGGGGUAAAUGUUCCGUUCCUAAGUACUGUAUGUACUGUAUGUACGUAUAUCUGUGCAUACGUACAUAUGCAUAAUUAUUUUUUUCGUUUCUUUUCCUCUUUGUCUGCUUCGAGCACGGUCCGGUCUUGGCCGUGCCGUUCGCCGUGGCGCUCUUUGUGUGCUAGAGGAGUGUACAUCACAUCUGUUCUAUGGUGGCUGAGAUAGAAAUGCACUUUAUAGCGUUAACAUUCUUAAUGGCCUCGCCAUUAUUUUCUCUGAGCAUGCUGGAUCAUUUCAGAUUUCCUCUAGUGGCAAGAGCGUGAACUGCAGUCGUGCGGAGGCAACUGCAGCAUUCGAGGUUUCGCCGUUAGCUCUGCAGAACCGGUGGUGGGUUCUCCGCAGUUCCAUACUACCUAAUCAUGAUUUUAUGGUUUAGUAUUUUAUUUAUCCUGCUGUACAAUACUGAGGUGGUCUUAUAAAGUAUAUUUAUUAUAUUUCAUUUGGCAUGGAUCACACGGAUCAUCUUUUUAAUUUGGUGUUUCUUUAUUUUACUCUCUUUUUUUUAUUCUUUCUCUCCAGUCUAAAGAAUAGGGUACGAGACAUUGACGUUAAAAAUAAAGGUGUUUCAUUUCUUGCACCAGACACUGAAUCAAUGUAGUGACUCCCCCUGCCCUUGCUUCAUCAUCUUUCCCCACUUCCCUCCCAACACCCAAUCAAUCGAAUCGCACACCUGCAACCCCAUCUCUUGAACAGAACCCAACACAAGCUACCCAUUCAUUCACCUGCUCUCCUAAACCCCUUCCUUCCCCAAGGCACUGUAUGAAAAAUGUGAUUGCAGUAUAAAUUUGAAUAUUGAUCAAAGACUAUAAACAAGCGCUUCCACUUUUGGGCUUGGCUCUGUUAAAACUGGACGGCAUCUGGACGAAGCAUCUUCUCUCUUCAAGUUCUCUUUUAUCUAUCAAUAUAUCUAUCUACCAAUUGACCAUCAUUAUUAUCGUCAUCAUCACCAUCGUCAUUCAAAGGACUAUGAGAGGAACCCUGCUGAGAUGUAGCAAAGAGAUGAAUCCAAUCUCCCAUUAGUCAUUUGGAACCGAGAGGAACCGUUCUCAUUUCAACAGCUCGCAGUUCUGUUCUGAAAGAGAAUAUACAAAUGUCUAAGGGCUCUGGAUAUCAGUCUACAGUAUUUAUUCUAGGUGUUUUAAUUCUGAGGUGAGUUUGCAGUGGAAUUGAGUACAAAACAAGAGUACAAAACACCCAAGCUUGGUCCAAUUCUUCGAGGAACAUCGUUCUACCUGGAUUUUAAGGUUCCAGAUGCUGCAGCGUCCAGCCAGCACAGUUGUAACAGAGCCAGGGCCCAGGUUUGUUGUCGAACUCAACGCAUGCACAUUAUCCUGAACAAGUUGAUAUAACUCAAUAUAUAUUUAAAUGUUUUGUGGUUCUCAAUAUUACGUUCCCUCUCAGUAUUUAUUUUCAUUCUUUUCAAUUGCCUAUGUGUUCUUUUUACGAGCUGUGUGGUGUAAUUUAUCGUGUACAAACGCUUCAUUUGGGUAAAUCCGUAGGCUAGCUGGGGUGAAUGAGUGCACAUUGGUUACAGGAAUCUAUUUUUAUUAUAGUUAGUUAAGCCAAAUAAAAAAGGAGGCUGUUUUACUUUUGUUAUCAUGAUAACAGAGUUAAUUUAUCAACAGAAGAACCGAUUACCAAAGUAUAUUUAAGUUGACUUGGAAAUAUAUUUUGUGUGUUAUAUACGCAGUCAUUGCAAUGAAUGAAAAAGAAGCUUGGGGGGGAUCCGAUGAAGUCACACCACUUCAAUUCCACAGAUUUCUACGUAUGCCUUAAACCAAAACACCAAUUGGCAGCUAUAUAUCUUUCCUGAUGGUUCAGUGUGGAAGUAACUGGAGGAGGGUAACUUUUGCCUGUUUUAUUUCACUGAAGGCAUUCAAAUCUGUAGACUGUACGACUUCAUGGCCUAUCUUAAACAUAAUCUCGUGAACUACUGUAGUUUAAAUCUGUUCAAGGUUAUUUUAAAUCUAAGUGUAGUUUGAUCAAUUAAUUAGCAGAUUUACUGUUAGCGCUGAGUAAUAACCAAGUACAGCAAAACUUCAGUAAAAAGUAUAAUAAACCUGUAAAUCUAAGUAAUUUACAAUAAUAUAAUCUACAGUUGGCUGGCACUGUUGGAUUCUAAAUUAAAUUAUACUAAAUUAUAUUAUUAUACAGCUUUGGAAAAAAUGUAAGAGAUUAAGAGAUUAAAUUAAAUUAGUUUCUUUGAUUUUGCUUUUUAUAGGUAUAUGUUUGAGUAAAACAAACAUUAAAUUGAAUGAAAUUUAUUCUAUAAAUGACUGACAUUUCUCCCAGAUGUCAAAUAAAACUUCAGAAAUCAAUAUUUGGUGGAGUAACACUGAUUUUUAAUCACAGUUUUUAUGCAUUUUGGCAUGUUCUCCUCCACCAGUCUUACACACUGCUUUUGGAUAACUUUAUUCCUUUACUCCUGGUUGAAAAAUUCAUGCAGUUCAGUUUGGUGGUUUGAUGGCUUGUGAUCAUCCAUCUUCCUCUUGAUUAUAUUCCAGAGGUUUUCAAUUUGAUAAAAGCAAAGAAACUCAUCAUUUUUAAGCGGUCUGUUAUUUUUAUUUCCAGAGCUGUAUAUUACAAUCCUUGAGAACAUUCGGAAUAAGCCUUCAAACUACAUAAUCAGCCAAGCUAACGAAGUUAAAGCUAAAGCUAAGCUAAGUCAUUGGCAGUGUGUUUAGAGGAGGAUACAGGACCUGUAAACAGCUAACAUGAACAGUUUUGGCCCUUCAAGCUUGUUUUUGAUUCAUGAGAUGCGCAAAACAUUUUGUAUGAAUGUUUGAAAGAGAAUGGAUGUAGACGAAAAAAAAAGAGAUUUUCAGAUCUAUAACACGAGUAUGUAGAUGUUUUAUUACUUCUUUUUCUUGGUAUAGACCGAUUAUCACAGAAUUGUUCCACUGUGUUAUUCAUUUGUUUGUGCGUGCGGGGUGCGUGUGUAUGCAUGUGUGUGCAGACGUGUACGUGUGCACAAUUAAAAAAAAAAAAUAUAUAUAUAUAUAUAUAUAUAAAAAUAUAAAAAAGUGAAUAAAAAACGCAUUGGGGACCACGGGGCUAGGGAGGGACGGGGUUCUGUUCAUACAGAUAUGGUUAGUGUUGAGGUGUUUAUUUUUUGUGUCAGUGUUAACUUCAAUAUUUUAAAGAGAUAAAUAAGUAUUAUCUAUUGUGUUUCAUGGUACAAAAAAGGAAGAAAAAAAAAAUGAAAGAAAAUGUAGUUUUACAUUUCAAAUGCUUUAUCUCUAUGGCUUCUGGCAAUUUCCCAUUCCAUUUUAUAGAUUCGUCAGCACAAAAUGCAAUAAACUAAUACCAUUUUAUUA